CAAAUCUUUCAUAACAAUCCAGGAAACGGCAUUACAAUAUUACCCAGGACCGAAAGUAUUUCGCUCAGUUGCUCUUCUGCACGCACCACAGCACAAACACCGCUUGAUCCAGUCAAGACUCGCAGCAACUGUCAUGAUGACCGUCAAAGUUCAUAUCAUUUAUUGUGGUGGAUGAGGGUACAGGCCCAAGUUCACCAAACUCAAGACACUGCUUGAGGAUGAAUUCCCAGGCGAACUUGAGAUCACUGGUGAGGGCACACCCUCAACCACAGGCUGGUUUGAGGUGGAGGUAAACAACAAGUUGGUGCACUCAAAGAAGAAUGGAGAUGGAUUUGUGGACUCAGAUGCUAAAUUUAAAGCAAUUCUGACUGCCAUUGAGCAGGCCUUGAAGAAAUAAGCAUGAGCUGAUCAUAGAGCAGUUUUUCUUCUCUGUUUGUUGGACUCCUGGGCAGUGCAACAAUGAUGGUGACGUCCAAAGUGUUUUCAACACGGGUGUUGCUUGAUGCUCUCCGCCCUUCCUAGGAGAACGCACUCAGAGCAAAAAACUCCCUAUGAAUACUGCUUCAGAUAAACACUUUAACGGUUGAAAAUAUUAAGGGAAAAUAAAGGGAAAAUAUAAAAAUAGACAGAAUUUGGACAGAACAUGUCAAACUGAGGUACUUUUGACUUUUUUUUUUCUCUGUUUGCCUCUGUUACAACGCAAAAGUUUACAAACUGUUUUGGCAUUGUUCAAGAUUUUCAUGCAAUAAAACAUGUUAAUGUUGAA
Molecule: messenger RNA, 766 nt
Organism: Labeo rohita (rohu)
Lineage: Eukaryota; Metazoa; Chordata; Actinopteri; Cypriniformes; Cyprinidae
Gene: selenow1
Product: selenoprotein W, 1
Exons: 6
Biological process (GO): response to selenium ion
Cellular component (GO): cytosol
Source: RefSeq, a predicted model, not a curated record